Messenger RNA from Sesamum indicum (sesame), 2697 nucleotides. Its product is annotated as E3 ubiquitin-protein ligase RGLG3-like. Gene Ontology annotation, molecular function: ubiquitin-protein transferase activity. The record is from RefSeq and is a predicted model, not a curated record. Gene Ontology annotation, biological process: protein ubiquitination. Gene Ontology annotation, cellular component: nucleus. Lineage: Eukaryota; Viridiplantae; Streptophyta; Magnoliopsida; Lamiales; Pedaliaceae.
CUUGCACAUUUAAAAAAAGAAAAUAAGAAUAUUUUGUUGAGAGUGAUGUUUUCUGAAUGAACGAUAGAACCUGCAAAAAGUCAGCUAAAAUGUGUUUAUUAAUUCUGGAGAGUGACCUUGUAUAAGCAGACCCAUCAGGCAUAAAUGGCUGCUUUGGCUUCAUUUCUUGGUUAUCGUUGGCCUCAUUGAGCACUUUUGGAUAACUCCUCCUUUUCAGUUUUCUUCUGUGUUAUAGUUUUUCUCUAAGGAAGAAAACUAGUGCUACGACAUUGAAAGGUCACAUGGGAGCAAAACAGACCAGAGAUGGAAACUAUACUCACCGGGAUUCAUUUAGCCAUGGAUCUCAGUCCAGCUCUUCUCCUCAUCAUGCUCGAAGUAGCUCUAUUUCAGAGAGAAUGAGGGAGGUGCACUCAAGAUAUAAAAUAAUUGGUGACAACUAUAGUUCUCUUGACCAGGUGACACGGGCUCUAUAUGAAUCUGGUCUGGAAUCCUCAAAUCUGAUUGUCGGCAUAGAUUUCACGAAAAGCAAUGAGUGGACAGGGAGAGAAUCAUUCAACGGAAGGUGCCUUCACCACAGUGGAGAAGGCUUAAAUCCGUAUGAACAUGCAAUCUCAAUCAUCGGAAGGACGCUGUCAGCUUUUGACGAGGAUAAUCUUAUUCCCUGUUUUGGCUUUGGUGAUGUUAGCACACAUGAUCAGGACGUCUUCAGCUUCUAUCCAGACAACAGGCCAUGUAAUGGCUUUGAGGAGGCACUCUCUCGAUACAAAGAGAUUGUUCCAAAUGUUCGGUUGGCAGGACCUACAUCAUUUGCCCCAAUAAUUGAAACUGCUAUUGGGAUAGUUGAUCAAAGUGGUGGUCAAUAUCAUGUCCUGCUGAUUAUAGCUGAUGGCCAGGUGACACGAAGUGUAGACACUGGAGUUGGGCAGCUAAGUCCUCAAGAGCAGAACACAAUCAACGCAAUUGUCAAAGCAAGCGAAUACCCUUUGUCCAUAAUUGUGGUUGGAGUUGGAGACGGUCCAUGGGAUAUGAUGCGGGAGUUUGAUGAUAACAUUCCAGCCAGGGUCUUUGACAAUAUUCAGUUUGUGAAUUUCACAGAGAUCAUGUCAAGAAAUGUUCCUCUAGCCCAGAAGGAAACUGAUUUUGCGCUGUCUGCAUUGAUGGAAAUCCCUUUACAGUACAGGGCAACCCUGGAACUCCAACUCUUGGGCAACCAGAGAGGACAUAGCACGAUGGUUCCGUUGCCACCUCCAUCCCGGAUCUUGAGGUCACAAAAUUCUCACCUGUCUUUGUCCCGGUCCAGUAGCUACAGCCACAACUUUUCAUCUUCCUAUCCUCCUUCCCCCCCUCCAAGUGAAAGUUCAAGUUAUAGGAGGUGCCCUGUUUGUUUCUGGAACAAACGAGAUCUUGCACUUGGAUGCGGGCAUCAGACAUGCCAUGACUGCGGCAAUGAUCUCAACUGGUGCCCCAUUUGCCGGACGGAAAUAACCACCAGGAUAAGGCUUUAUGACUAAAGUAUAUCAGUACGAGUUGUUUGAUAGUCAUAAAAAGAAGAUGCUUAUAUUUCUAUAACUAAUCUCUCGGAAUGUACCGAAAGACAAAUUACUGAAGCAGUUCCAUUUUUCAGUUAAAACCCGAGCUUGUAAAGCAAGUGUACCAUUUCUCCUGAUCACGGAUUUCUAUAUGUCAUGGACACGUUUCCUAUUCUUAUUUGGUUCUGUAUUUUCUUCCAUGUAAAGUUAACUAUGUUUGAGUAACAAAAAUUAACAAUAUUGCCGAAUCAAAGAAGUACUUUUGUGAAGACAAAUGACAAGAAAUGGUCUACUAUCGGUUCAUCAGCUGCACGAAUGAGAUGAAAAUGAUUCAGCAAGUCAUAUUGUAUCAUGAUUCACCUUCAACGAUGUAAGUAAAAACAAGCCUGGAGAUUAAUUCAACUUCAACUUGUCAAUCGAGACAAACGGUCUGGGCCAUCAUGGGAUACAAAAAAGCUUGCCCAUAUCUUUUCCAUCCUCAAAACUCUCCCAAACUCUGCCCACAUGGUAAGAUAUUCGUGUAUAAUACUGCAGUUGGAUGCUACAGACAAACUCAUUGAGAUUCGGAAAACGCAGUUUGUCUGAAAACAUGCAAUUUUGUAAGAACAAAAUUGGAUUGACUCCACUUCUCAAGUGGUGGACUUUAAGUCAAGGAAAGCAGGCGCUGGGAAAUUUUACCAAUGCAGUCCACGUAAGCUCAAUACUAUCAUUUGCCUCAAAAGAGGAUGAUUUUCCCUAUAAAUAGGCUGCAAGGGAAGGACCAUCAUACCUGCACUUGCUACAUCCUGAACUAGAGUAGAAGCAAGUAGGAGAUGUUGAGAAAGAAGAGUCUGCUGAUCAUUUCGACAUGGCUGCUCUUAGUGACAUACCUGGUCACUUGUUCAUAUGGAGCCUCAGCAAAACCUGCCGAGGGCGUUGUGUAUCCCCAAGGGUGUCGCUGCUGCUUAUUUGAUUUCUCCAAGCCACUCAUCACUUGUGCAAGGGUAUGCUGUGGGCCGAACUGCUGCUAGACCAUACGUAAUACUAGGCAAUGUGUUGGGACUAUCAUUCUCCAAUCCAAGCAUCGACCACUUUUCUGGAAAAAUUUUCCUUGGGUUUUCUAUCUCUAUCUCUAUCUUUGUCAACCUGAAUUUCCUUUCCGGUCAAUAAAGUUAUAGUCCUAAAAUCA